UAUUUGGCUGUCACUGGUAACAAAGAACCUUUCAUAAGGAAUCCAGACAACCACAACAUGGCAGACGCACGCCAGGUGCACGCACUAAAGAAAACGGCUGUCAAAACGUCUGUCGUCAUCAAGCGUCGCCGAGGUUUGUGACGUUAGGGGCAGCGACCGCCGGCUGUUUGCAUUAUCGGGAGUGGAGGCGCUCUGGAGUUAUGGCGUCCUCGUUCUGGAAAGGGCUGGUGGGGGUCGGACUCUUCGCUUUGGCACACGCGGCCUUCUCAGCGGCUCAACAUCGUUCUUAUAUGCGGUUGACUGAAAAGGAAGAUGAAACGUUACCAAUAGAUAUAGUUCUACAAACCUUGUUGGCGUUUGUAGUGGCCUGCUACGGCAUAGUUCACAUUUCUGGAGAGUUUAAAGACAUGGAUGCCACUUCAGAAUUAAGGAAUAAGACAUUUGAUACGCUAAGGAACCAUCCCUCAUUUUAUGUCUUCAACCACAGAGGACGGGUAAUGUUCCAGUCCCCAGACACAGAGGAUUUCCAACAAAAUCAAGCUGCAUUCACAUCUAAUGAACCACUGAAGCUAAGAAAACUAGAGCCACUGCAACGUUAACACAAGGUUUUUACAGAUGAUUAUAGAAGAGAACAUUGUAAUAACAUUGGAGUCCAGGAUGUAAACACAUUUUUUUUCUGGAGCAGUAUUUAUAUUGAUCUUCCAGACUUUCUAAGAUAAAAAGGGGACUUUCUUUGUACAAUUAUUGAGGACUGUAUUGUGUACUAGCAACGCACUGUAACUUAUUGCUACAAUGAUGCUGUAAAAGAUGUCUUUUACCUUGAAACAUUAAAUGAUGCUGCAGCUCA
Molecule: messenger RNA, 847 nt
Organism: Nanorana parkeri
Lineage: Eukaryota; Metazoa; Chordata; Amphibia; Anura; Dicroglossidae
Gene: MMGT1
Product: membrane magnesium transporter 1
Exons: 4
Coding region: 201-599 (132 amino acids)
Cellular component (GO): Golgi apparatus; plasma membrane; EMC complex
Source: RefSeq, a predicted model, not a curated record